AUGAACACGAUAGCGAAGCGAGUCACGGGCCUUCUGACUCGGCCGAGUCACAACCAGAUGCAACAGCAGGAGAGAGGGAUAAGGGUGAAGGUGUUCUCAGGGGAUCUAGACAAGGCGCUGACGAUACUGCAGAGGAAGAUGCAGUCGAGUGGGAUGGAGAGGCUGAUAAAAGCGCAGCAGACGCAUCACAUCAAGAACUCGGAGAAGAAGGUUCUCGCUAGGAAGAAUCUUGAACGGAAGAUCAAAUCCAUUGACUUUGCUCGCAAGUUACAGUCUAUCCUCAUCAAGAAAGUCAGAGGUUUAUGAGAGCUGAGCUGUGCUGCAAUAACCAUUCAUCAUCUUUCUUUUGCAUUACAUUUCCGGAGGAACGAGUGUUGAUCAGUACUAGUAUAUGUGAUAUAUAACACUUGUGAUCCAGUUUUUUUUUUCUCUUUCAUUUUGGACUUUUUGGUGAAUGGAAAAUUUGGUAUAAUCUCGGAUUACCGUUAGUUGUUUACUCUAUGAAUAUAGGCUUCUUCUCCAUAAUCAUUAGGAAAA
This is a messenger RNA of Eruca vesicaria subsp. sativa (arugula), 537 nucleotides long. The record is from the annotation of a GenBank genome assembly. NCBI's taxonomy places the organism in Eukaryota, Viridiplantae, Streptophyta, Magnoliopsida, Brassicales, Brassicaceae.